CUCAGGCUGAGGAAUCAUAAGAACCAUCAAAAUGUUCGCAAAGAUCGUCAUUAUUUGUGUAGUUUUGGCAGCUGCUCACGCUGUUAUUUUGGGACAAGGAAGAUUGGGACCAUCCGCAAUUGCAGCUGGUGGCCAUGGAAUAGAUAGAAGAGCUAUGAUUGGCCCUGUUUCUGCGGCUCUUGCUGGAUAUACUAGUCUUGGAGCUCUUACUGGUGGUUAUGGAAUUGGAGCCCCUUUAGGUUAUGGUGGUCAUGAAGCCAUUGCCAAUAGAGGUAUUGGUGGUUAUGGAAUUGGUGCCCCUAUUGGGUAUGGAGGUCAUGGAGCCAUUGUCGGUAGAGGUAUUGAUGGGUAUGGAAUUGGCGCCCCUGUCGGUGCAGCUGCUACCGGAUAUGGUGGUCAUGGAGGCAUUGCUGGAAGAGGAAUCGGUGGUUAUGGAAUUGGUGCCCUUGGGAGCAUCGGCAUGGGCAUUGGAAAUGGCUACUAAAAGGUUCAUCAGUGCAAUACAUUAAUUUCGAAUAACUUUAUUUGGCAUUUCGUUUUCAUUGUUAUGUUUUAAUAUAUAAGGAUUAAU
Molecule: messenger RNA, 571 nt
Organism: Argiope bruennichi
Lineage: Eukaryota; Metazoa; Arthropoda; Arachnida; Araneae; Araneidae
Product: spidroin-1-like
Exons: 2
Coding region: 32-484 (150 amino acids)
Source: RefSeq, a predicted model, not a curated record